Molecule: messenger RNA, 2795 nt
Organism: Megalops cyprinoides (Indo-Pacific tarpon)
Lineage: Eukaryota; Metazoa; Chordata; Actinopteri; Elopiformes; Megalopidae
Gene: ushbp1
Product: Usher syndrome 1C binding protein 1
Exons: 14
Coding region: 291-2453 (720 amino acids)
Source: RefSeq, a predicted model, not a curated record
AACUCAAUGUUUUCCACUUGCGAUAUGCGGGCUACUUUUAUCUGACCGAGGUGUUGCAGUUGAAAUACAGCUGGAAAAGAAGUCUGUCUGUCACUAACUAUUCAGACUCUGGAAAAUCGCACCCCAGAGGCAGAGAGGUGGGGACGAAACAGAAUUCCAGGCGGCGGGCGCACAAGCAGGAGGUUACAUCCGAGACUGUGGAACUAUUGGAAGGUAUAAUUAUACAAAACAACAGAAUAACAGCCUCUAUACCAAAGGCACAAAGCCCUGCAGAAGUCUGAAGCCAACCCAUGGACUCUGCAGAGUGGCAAGGAGACCAGGGGAAGGUCCUGCCCGAGAGAGCUGGAGCAAAUAUGGAUUCUGAAGCAAAGGCAUUUGUCAGCUCCGGGGAACCCCUGACAUGUGUGGGGGGGUCUCCAGCUGCUACUGACCCUUCAGAGUUGGAGCUGGCCCAGUGUGAGGCAGAGGUGGGCACCUUACUAAGGAUCAUUGCAGAGCUGAAUGGGAGGAUGAACGCUUUGCAAAUUCCCGGGGACCCAGAAGGCAGCACAGCUCUGGAACAGGAGGUGAUCAGCACUCCCAGACCAGGGCCUCUGCCCAGUCCACCUUCACAGUGCAUCCCAGAAGAGAGGGAUGAACCUGUAGCAUCUGAGUGUUCAGUAACUGAGAAAGAAGAUAAUGCCAAGCUGUGGACAGAGCUGCAGGGGGUCUUGUCUGCUCUGGAAAGUUCUAUCACUAAAGGAAGGACCUGGGCUGCCCCACACACUGCCUUUGAUGAGGAGAAAUACACACAUCACAUAACUGCAGCUAGAGAGAGCUGGGUCAGGACCACACAGAUUCUGGAAGAGGUGGAGAGAGAGUUUGGGAUCUCAUAUCCCUCAGAACUACCUGCUGCGGAGCGGCAACAGUAUCAGCGGGACGUUCUAACUUUACACAAGCGCAACUGCAACCUCCGUACCACCCUGCAGUGCCGGGAAAAGGAGCUAUCCAGGUCAAAGCUUGCACUGGGGGGCUUGAAGGAGGAAAGGAACAAACUGCAGUUAAAGCUGCUGGGCCUUCAGAAAAAUCUGCACACUGGGGGAAGUCUCUCCCCUCCCACCAGCCCCUCCAGUUCUUCAAGCGGAGCCAUGAGUCCUUGCUGGGCAUCCCCUCCUUUCCCUGGAUCCCCCUUGCUGCUAAGAAAAUCUGCUGGUGUUUUUCCAGCUCUUGCCACAGGGGGCGACAACACACCUCCUUCUUCUUCUCCCAGCACUGCUGUCUCCAGCAGUCCCAGCUCAAGUGUGAUGGGCACUUUGGAGUCAGAGACAGACCGUCUGCAGAGGUGUAUAGAGAGGCUAAAGGCUCGGAAUGAGCGCCUGUCUGCGGCUCUGGAAAGAAGGAAGGGGGAGUCCGAGCAGAUCAGCAUGACUCUCAGCAGACAUGAAGCUAACAGCACAGCACUCCAAAUGGCCCUGAAAUACAGUGAGGAGUGUGAAGAAGCCUACCAUGAGUUACUAUCUCUGUAUGAGGCCAGAAAACAGCAGGACAUAUCAGAGCCCAGAGAGACAGCAGAGGCUGGAAAAGAAAGACUGAAACUCAGUCAUUCAAAGCCAGAGCUCAGGAGCCCAGAGACAGGGGAAUCUUUGUCCUCCAUUUCUCCACCAGGGGGUGCUAAAGAGACGGUUGAGCAACCCAACAGGUGUACUCCAUCAGCCUUAGAAGAACAGGAGGAGGCCAUUAGGGAGAAAAUCAAGAAACUGAAGCGAGACAGAGCAGCAGUAUGCGUCCCAGCUCAGGAGCCUGAUGGCGAGGCCAAACCUAGCCCAGACACAGGCACCCUUCCUGGGCCCAGGGCUCAGGACAAUUCCAGGCCUCAGAGCACCAAGAGAGAGAAGGCCGCUCUUCUGUAUGAGCUGGUUACUGUCAGGGAGGAGAUGUCAGAACUGCGGGGGAUGAUUAGGCUGACGGAGAAAGAGAGACGUUGUUUGGAAUGGACGCUGACAGCUCAGAGGGCACAGGAUGUGGCUGGGACACUGAUCGCAGAAAGCCUUCGGGAGGAGCUGGAGGACCGACAGGCAGAGAGGCAGAAAUUGGCUGAGAAGGGGGCUAAGAUGGAUUCUGGCGGGGGCAUCCCUGGUCCCCGAAACCGCACCAUCAUACGAGAGCUCCAAGCAGCCCUUCAGCGGGAGCAGAUGUUGAAGAGACGGGUGACAGCCCUUCGGGACUCAUUGGAUACUGUGCUGAUAGACAGUGCCAGCCGAAGGAGAUGUAGUGAAGAGGAGAGGGCACAGCUUGCCCUUGCUCACAGCAAAGCUGCCGGGACGUACCGAAGCUCACGCAGGAAGUACCGUGAGCAAUUGUGGCGGCUGGAACGCCAGGUGACCGCCAUGUCCGAACGCCAUGCAACGCAGAUUGCCAGCCUCAAGGCCACGCUCGAGUCCCUGGAGUUCAAGAGGGAAGAGACGGUGCUGUGACAACAGCUCUGUGGUCUCUCUCAGUGCCGGAUCUGCAGACAGACUGGAAAAGUAGAGGAGCUGAAGACUCCUCAUACUUCAGCUGGUUUGUGAGGAAGCGUCCGUGAAGAGGUGAAAUACAUCACUCUUCUGUCUCUUCUGUUUUUGUAAUGCUACUUCGCCUGCCUGUCAUGUUUUCAUCCUAAUAGGAAGCACCCUGAGUCUGACAACUGAAUUUUAUGUAACAAGAGCUCAUGUGGAUCAUCCAUUCCUGCAUGGUUGCAUAUGAAAAAGAAGCAGUACUACUGCCUGAGCCACAAAGCACAGGUGGAUACAUGUUUGCUCUCUGAAUGACAUGCUACG